AUUUGCAGUAAUACCUAUAGUAUUUUAUUUCAUACAAAUACAAGUUACUAAAGUACAAGACCGGAGUGCGGAGUUGUCAAAUUAAACGGAAAUUAUUAUUUCGCAUCGUGUCUUCGUGGAAAAUUAAUUUCUUGAAUUUUUUGCUGUAUUAUUAUAGUUGUUGCUAGAUGUCUGUAACCGGCGAUAUAGCACCCACAGUGUUAGUUCUCGAUGGAGGUUUCUCGACUCAAUUGUCUUGUCAUGUGGGCACUUCAGGGGAUGGAGAUCCACUCUGGAGCUCGCGCUUUCUUCAGACACAUCCUGAUGAUGUUGUUAGCACUCACUUGGACUUCCUCCGCGCCGGCUCUGACAUUAUUAUGACCAACACUUAUCAAGCGUCCAUCGGAGGUUUCGUCAAACAUCUAGGCAUUUCACCAGAACAAGGAUACGAUCUCAUUAAACAUGCAGUGGAACUCGCCAAACGCGCCCGAGACAUUUUCUUAAAGGAAUGCCAGGAAACAGGUGAUGUCAUUCGAGCCCCUCUCAUCGCGGGCUCAGUAGGUCCAUAUGGAGCAUACUUACAUGAUGGCUCGGAGUACAGCGGCGACUACGCAGAUAUAACACCUGUUAAUGCCAUGAGAGAGUGGCACAUGCCAAGGAUCAAGGCUCUGGUGGAAGCUGGGGUAGACUUUUUAGCUUUUGAGACCAUUCCUUGUCUGAAAGAAGCUGAAAUGCUUGUACAGAUUUUAAAAGAGUUUCCAAAUAUUAAAGCAUGGCUGAGUUUCAGUUGUAAGGAUGAGCAAUCAUUAGCACAUGGAGAAGACUUUAAAACGGCUGUACUGAAAUGUUGGGACUUGAACCCCUCCCAACUAGUUGCUAUUGGUGUAAACUGCUGCUCACCAAAAAUUGUUGCAAAGUUAUUCAAGGGUGUCAAUGAUGAGCGCCCACACUCUCCCAUACCAUUCAUUACCUACCCUAACUCAGGCGAGAAGUAUAACCCUGACUUAGGCUGGAUUGACCAAGGCAAAUGUGAAGCCCUUGCUAGCUUUGUGCCCGAGUGGCUGGAUAUAGGAGUUAGGUAUGUGGGGGGGUGUUGCAGGACUUACGCCACUGAUAUCUCACUUAUCAGGAACCAAGUCCAGAUUUGGGUUAACAAUCAAAGUAAAAAUUCUCAGAAUAAGUAAUAUCUGUAAUGCUAUG
Spodoptera exigua (beet armyworm) is the source of this 1179-nucleotide messenger RNA. NCBI's taxonomy places the organism in Eukaryota, Metazoa, Arthropoda, Insecta, Lepidoptera, Noctuidae. The record is from the annotation of a GenBank genome assembly.